CAAAUCAAGAUCUCCAACCUCUGCUCUCAGGCAAGAAGCGAGUCAUCGCUCUCAACAAGAAAGAUUUGGCCAAUCCCAACAUUAUGCAUAAAUGGACUGGGUUUUUUGAUUCUUGCAAGCAAGAUUGCCUUCCAAUAAAUGCCCACAGUAGAAGUUCUGUUCAGAAGCUUCUUGACCUCGUGGAGUUCAAACUAAAGGAGGUAAUCUCCAGGGAACCUACUCUGCUCGUUAUGGUGGUUGGUGUUCCCAAUGUUGGCAAGUCAGCUUUAAUCAAUUCGAUUCAUCAAAUUGCCUCAUCUCGCUUUCCUGUGCAGGAGAAGAAAAAGCGUGCUACAGUGGGACCAUUGCCCGGUGUUACUCAAGAUAUUGCAGGAUACAAGAUUGCCCACAAGCCUAGCAUAUAUGUUUUGGACACGCCCGGAGUAUUGGUUCCAAGUAUCCCAGACAUUGAAACAGGGUUAAAGCUAGCUUUGGCUGGGUCUGUGAAAGAUUCGGUAGUAGGUGAAGAACGUAUUGCUCAGUACUUACUGGCAGUUUUGAAUACUCGGGGUACCCCCCUCCACUGGAAGCACUUGGUUAGUAGAAGAAUAGAUGGUGCAGAUGAAUCUGAUGACAAACAUGAAUAUAAUCUCAAAGAUCUUCUGCCGAAAAGGAGGAAGCCCGUAAAUAGAUCUGAUGUGCACUACAUUGAGGAUCUUGUAACGGAAGUACAACGUGCACUUUUUGUAACUCUCUCAGAAUUCAAUGGUAGUGUAGAAUAUGAAGCUGACUUGGAGAAUCUCAUAGAACAUCAGUUUGAAGCACUUCAGAAGGCGCUGAAGAUACCUCACAAGGCAUCAGAGGCACGUACUAUGGUAUCAAAAAAGUUUCUCACUUUAUUUAGGACCGGUAAACUUGGUCCUUUCAUUCUUGAUGAUGUCCCUAACGCCUCUAAUUCUGUACCUUGAAAUUUUGUGGCUGUUUUUUUUUAAUAUAUCUAUACUGAGCACAUUUUAUUAUUGAAUUUUCUGAUUGAAAAAAUGUAUUUUCUCUGUAAAGAAUUAUUCCCCAUGAUUUUCUAUCUACACACACUCUUUUUCUUUU
Messenger RNA from Camellia sinensis, 1083 nucleotides. The record is from RefSeq and is a predicted model, not a curated record. Lineage: Eukaryota; Viridiplantae; Streptophyta; Magnoliopsida; Ericales; Theaceae.